Pararge aegeria (speckled wood butterfly) is the source of this 6836-nucleotide messenger RNA. It is a transcript of the gene Med, whose product is annotated as mothers against decapentaplegic homolog 4. Gene Ontology annotation, molecular function: RNA polymerase II cis-regulatory region sequence-specific DNA binding; I-SMAD binding; DNA-binding transcription factor activity, RNA polymerase II-specific. The coding region runs from base 155 to 2395 and encodes 746 amino acids. Gene Ontology annotation, cellular component: heteromeric SMAD protein complex. Lineage: Eukaryota; Metazoa; Arthropoda; Insecta; Lepidoptera; Nymphalidae. The transcript is spliced from 14 exons. The record is from RefSeq and is a predicted model, not a curated record. Gene Ontology annotation, biological process: BMP signaling pathway; SMAD protein signal transduction; cell differentiation.
CAUUGCACUAUGGAUUGCUAAAAUGUCGUGUUCUGUUUUGGUUUCAUCUCGAAAUAAAGGAAAUCAAUUUUCAUAAUAAAUCCAUGAUUUUAGAAUUAUACAUUAAGUGCAUUACAUAUGAAAAUUGGGACAGUUUUUCUGUUAAUAAGCAGCCAUGAACACAACAGCACCAACUUCGGCAGAUGCCUGCCUUAGUAUAGUGCACUCCCUGAUGUGCCACAGGCAAGGGGGUGAGAGUGAAGGCUUCUCAAAGAGAGCAAUUGAGUCACUAGUCAAGAAGUUGAAGGAAAAGCGAGAUGAACUGGAUUCUUUGAUCACAGCUAUCACAACAAAUGGUGCUCAUCCAAGCAAAUGUGUUACAAUACAACGCACAUUAGAUGGUCGUUUACAGGUAGCAGGACGAAAAGGUUUCCCACAUGUGAUCUACGCUCGAAUAUGGCGCUGGCCAGAUCUACAUAAAAAUGAGUUGAAACAUGUCAAGUUCUGCCAGUUUGCCUUUGACCUGAAGUGUGACUCGGUUUGCGUCAACCCUUAUCACUACGAGAGAGUUGUGUCUCCAGGUAUUGAUCUUUCCGGGCUCACACUACAGUCGGGGCCUAGCAGAUUAGUCAAAGAUGAGUAUACGGCAGGCCUCAGUGGAAACGGCAUGGAUAUGGACACAGGCGAGCUCGUUACCAUACAGCACCAUGCUACCAGCCCAAGGCAUCACCACUCCAACAUUCAACACCAUCAUCAGCAAUUCCAAACGACAAAUAUCAUUAUAAAUCAAGGGCAAACGCCAGAUGGCGUUGCGAAUAUGUUUUCCGCACACGGACCACGGCCGAUCCGACCGGGAGCGCCUUUGGUGCCGUCGCAAAUGGUGCACUCGCCUGGCGCGAUGAUAAACCAUCAAACGAACCAGAUGCCGGGCACACCGCAAAUGGGGCCAGGCACACCGCAAAUGGGACCGGGGACACCGCAGAUGGGUCCCGGAACACCACAAAUGGGCCCGGGGACACCGCAGAUGGGGCCGGGGACACCGCAAAUGGGGCCAGGGCCACCUCAAAUGGGGCAGGGAACUCCGCAGAUGGGGACGAACGUGCCACAGAUGGCGUCGCCUAGAAUGGCCUCAGCUCCUACACAGAUGUCUCCUGGAACGCCUCAGAUGCCGAACAUAAGCCAGGGCAUGUCGAUACCGAGUCCUCAACAAAUGGCGAUGGCACAGCAGAGAGCUAUAUUAGCGCCGAAAUUAGAACCGCCUGAUACUAUGGACGCGCGUGCGAUGUGGCUGCCCAAAAGAAUGAACCAUUCUGCCAUGCCAGUCAGUAUGUCACCCGGUGCAACAACGCCGUUGCUUGACGGAUCGAACAACACUUUCUUUACCUCCGAGCAGACCACAGCUGACACACAAAUGACUCAAACUUUACCAGCGGGAUCAGUAGCUGUAUCAGCGGUGUCAGCGUCGCCAGUGACCGCAGUAGCGGCAAUGCCUACUGAGCCUCAGCAGAACGGCUUCCCCGCUGUUAGUCCUGCCCCACAGCAGAGUCCAUUACCGCAUCGCACUCAGCAUCAGCAGGGUACAUGGACGGGUAACAACACAUUAACAUACACGCAGAGUCUGGCGCCCCCACCAGCGGCCCCGCCCGUACCCGUAGAUGCGCCCGCGCAUCAUCAUCAUUAUUAUAAUGGCAAUCCCGGUGGGUUACUAUCAAGUCAACCCGCCCCUGAAUACUGGUGUUCCGUGGCGUACUUCGAGCUGGACACUCAAGUGGGCGAAACCUUCAAAGUUCCCUCCAGUAGGCCCAAUGUUACUGUUGACGGCUACGUUGAUCCCUCUGGAGGAAACCGAUUUUGUUUAGGAGCUCUAAGUAAUGUCCAUAGGACAGAACAGAGUGAGAGAGCUAGGCUUCACAUUGGCAAAGGCGUCCAGUUAGAUCUACGCGGCGAGGGCGAUGUUUGGCUCCGAUGCCUUUCGGAUCACUCAGUGUUCGUGCAGUCUUAUUACCUCGACCGGGAGGCAGGCAGAGCUCCAGGGGACGCUGUGCACAAGAUAUAUCCUUCUGCUUGCAUUAAGGUGUUCGACCUGCGACAGUGUCACCGUCAAAUGCAAACACAGGCGCGCACCGCUCAAGCCGCCGCCGCCGCACAAGCCGCCGCCGUCGCAGGCCACAUACAACCCGCACAUCCCGGCAUGAACAAAUGUCUAUCAGCCGCGGCCGGUAUCGGCGUGGAUGACCUACGACGGCUCUGCAUUGUGCGUUUGUCCUUCGUGAAGGGCUGGGGCCCGGACUACCCUCGCACUUCCAUCAAAGAGACACCCUGCUGGGUCGAAGUACAUUUGCACAGAGCGCUGCAACUUCUCGACGAGGUAUUGCACACGAUGCCGAUCGACGGUCCGCGGACAAGCAUCGAGUAGGAGUUGAUCGGCUUCUUUUGAGGCCUUCGAGCUAGCAUCGCCCACCUGGCGAAUGCUUUCGUUGUACACUACUCAAAACAAUCUCCAUCCUUUUCCUUCCUCCCAUUUGUCAAUCUUUCGUCCUUGUUUGUUCGUUUUAAGUUCGUUGUUUUUUAACGUCGAAAUUGUGUCGAAUUAAGAUCUCAAAAGAAUAUUAGCUUUGAUAUGACAUUUAAAUCACAAUAACGCGUUUUUUUUGUUACGUUAAAUUUUUUUGUUAUGUUAAUAAAUUUUUCGCCUUACAUGAGAACUGUCAAAUUUAUCGUUCCAAUUCGUAGUUGCAGUUUUGUUUCGGUUUGGAUGAUAUAGUCAAUUAUUGACACUUAAAUUAGGUUGUUGUAUUGCAUACAGUUUUUGCUUUAUUAUAUUUCUCUGAUAGAAUUCUACAAGAAAUCCAACAGAAUACUGUAAGCAAUCUACAACUUUGUACUUGAACAAAAUUGUACUUCUUUUAACUUGAAUUUAUUAAAAACAAGGAAUUACAUGCCUUCACAGUCCCACCACCCAUUUCAGUAAUUUAAUCAGCUCUAUUAAAAAAACAGGUCAUUGAUUAAAAAGAUACAUUUUUGAUGAUAUUAUUAGACAAUGGACUGUAGAUUUUACAAACUUAAAAUUCAUAUCAUAAUUUUAUCAAUAAUUUUUGCCUGUAUUUAUAAUGUUGUUUUUGUCCUCCAUUUUAAGUUAACCCAUAUGUUCAUUUCUCCUGAAUACCCUUCUCUUUCUAUACACAUUGUCUAUGGAAGAAUAAAUGGAUUUCUAUGUAGUGACGUAAUAAGAAAUUAGUGCUAUAAUCUUACAUGGUGAGACAUUACGGUAUCGUCAUAAUAUUAUAAUUGAGUGGAGUGGUAAAACAUAUUAUUAAGGUCAUUACCGACGGGUACUUUGACUGUUUACCAUUUAAAUACUGUGUCACUUAACAAUAUAUACAGUCGUGCCAGAGUAGUUGUAGAAUUAAAGUUGUAACAUUAGUACAAAUCAUAAUAGAUAUUGUAAAAUGGGUUUGCAGCUUUCAUCAAACUAUUGAUGACGAAGUGUGUAAUAUAGUGCUGACUUUGCACUAUAAAAAGACAAUGUUAGCGGCUAUAAGACGAUAUUGGUGACCUUGAGUUUGGUGAGAUUAAAACUAAUAAUAAUUACCGGUAGAAUCUAGAUAUUCGUAUUUGAGUUUACGAACGCGGAAUAUCUAAGGUAUCUGUAUCUUUCAGUCAAUCCAUGAAUUCACCCAUCACAUCAACGGGUCAAGGUCAUAGGUAGAUUUUCUAAAGGAUUAUAUAUUGAGUGUUAGUUUUUCGUUUAUAGUAAACAAAGAUACCGUAACGUCGCACCAAUCAAUGUUUUUUAUUAUCCUUGAGUGGUGACGCGAUCUCUGAACCAGGUGAAAUGUGCAAGUUUGUUUAGUGAAGUGCUAUUGGAUUGUGAAGUGUUGUAAAGUACAAAGAUGGACUAUUAUAUGAUUUGGCAACACCUUAUUUCAAGAUUACGGUAUUAUUAAAUAAUUAGAUGCCGAUAAACUGUAUGAAAAGUGUGCCAUAAAACGUUGAGAUUAUAAGAAAGUAUCUACUAACAAUUUGGGUAUAGGGUUAUAUGGUUGACACCUUAUAUGGUGUCAACCAUAUAAGGUGUCAAAUUAUGUUUUCCUCAGUAUAUGUUGAAUGAAAUUUUUCGUCCCACGCAUAUAAUGCAUGAUUGAGCUUUGUAUCGGAUUAUUCCAAAAAUAUUGCAAGCACAUUUCAUACAUUUUAUCGAUACAUAUCCGGAUCGGAUGCAAUCGAUUUAAAAAAAAUUGUUACUUAUUUUUUACGAGUAAAUUUAACAAAAUGAUUUCGAUAAAUUUCGUCUUCCAAAUUUCUUUUAGUUUGUCUUCCGUUGACUAAAUUGUUAUUUAUGCUUGUAAAGUGUCUCUUAAUGUUGAUACCAUCUUUGCUAUCAUGUCUUUGUGCAUAAAACGUGAACAAAAAAGUUUAAUUAUUUUUUAAUUAUGCGUAUAUGUUGAUACGUAUGCACGUAUGAACUGCACGCUUUAAACUUUAAAGAGUUGAAUAGUACUUCUAUUUCAGUGAUACGAUUACAUAAAGGAAAUAAUAUUGACUAGUUAUUGUUCAAUUUAGGAUUUUUGUACAACUGAAAUUGUAUCGUUAUAAUAUUUCACGAAGCGACGGGUGCUUUGCUCGUUGGAAUCCAAUGAUUUAAUGUGUGUGAAAGCGCGGGAGUUCUCAAUCCUAAACACGGGUGUAUUGGUCGCUACGUACUUACGUACUACGCACACACUCGUAGCAUGCUCGUACAAAAGGUACCUAAAAACAAAAACGCGUGUCGCUUCGUGAGAUAAAAUACUAUUGUACGAAUGUGAACAAAAGGGUAUCAACAUUAAUAGACCCAUUUAGAAAAGAUAUUUUUGCAUAGCUUAGGUAUGUUAAGGCUAUAAAAAGGGAAUGGAAACAAACUGCACAUUGUAAUAAAAGGCGCGUACGCUCGCGUUUAUAAAAAAAGGUGAACUAAUAAUUUAUGUCUUGUAUUGUCUAUUUUUAAUAUUUAGAUCAGUAAUAAUAUUCAUAAUAUAAUAGUUAUAUACCAGUAUUGAGAUGGAACAAAGUAAAUAUUAAAGAGAUCUCAGUAUGAAUAUUUUUCACAAAUAUGCUUAGGUCGCGUCCGGAGUUUCGAUCAUAUUGCAUAAACAAUGCAUCGUUAGUGCUGUUGGCGUUACGGAUUAAAAAAAGAUUGACUAGCGGCCAUAGUGAACCAAUGCCGGUGAUUGUUUAGCCCUAUGGACUGUUCACCAACCCGCACUGGGCCAGCAUGGUGGACUACGGCCUAAACCCUUCUCAUUGCGGGAAGAGAUCCGCGCCCUGUAGAGUACCGUUAAUUGGUUGAUAUGAUAGUAAUGAUGAUAGGACAGUCGACUCAAUUUUUAAAUAAUCUUCUUCCUACCGCUUAGAUUUCAAACAGUUUUCUUUAUGAGGGGAAUCCCAAUUUUCCCAGAAAUAGAUAGGAGGUUAAAGUAGCAAAACGAUUUUUUUCUAUCAAUAUCGUAUAUUGAUGAAUGCGGUAGGUAGCGAUAUUUUUUCACUUCACCCCAACUCAUCAUUUGGGUAGGCAAUUCAAUUGUUUACUAGUUCUGCUUCCCUUGACAGUCAGUUUUAAUACUGUUUUCACAGUAUGGUUUCAUUUUUAAUAUAGUUUUCUUAUGCAAUUAAAUAGCAUACAAAAUUAAAACAUUGAACUUCAACUCAAAUGCAUACCUGUAGGGAACGAUUUCUAUGUAUAUAUAAAACAUACAUGUUAUAUGUAUGUUUUAUUUAUUGAAUAACAGAAAUUAUUAGGUUAACUUACUUGAUUUGAUGAAAAAGUUACUAUACACUGUAAUAAAUAAAUAUAAAAAUUUGAAUGACACUAAUAGUUAAUACUAAAAUAGCGGAUACGCUAUUAAAUCUCUGUAAAAAAACUAUAAAUUAUCUAUAAAGACAAUCCAGUCAGCCAGCCCGGACGCGACUCAAACGAGUUAUUUAAAUAUACUAAGUAAGAUAUUAGUUAUAUAAAACAUAAUAUACAUACAUAUAUUAUACACUCUGAGGGCAAUACUAUUUGCUCAAAAGUUUAAGACAUUUGUCGAGUUGUUCCUUUGUUAAGAUAUAUACGGAUAACUAAGCCGUUUUCACACGGAAAAAAACCAUGAUUUAUUACUGACUAUCAGCCAGUUUGUCAAAACCUGAACUUUCAUCAUCGAUUAAAAAAUUAUAGUUUAACCCUGACUGAAAUUUACACUAAGAUUUACAAAAAAAAAAAUCAAGGGCCACAUUCGUCUGGGACAUAUUUUUAUUUUUUUAAAGUAUGUCCCGGACAAAUUUGUUAAAAGGUACCUAAAGAUACAUGGUAAAAAGUAACUUGAAUACAAAAUACUAACAUGCUGACUGUCUUCAGUGUGAAAACAGCCUUAUAAUAACAGCGAUACCAAAUUAAGCCAUUUUUUAAAUAAUUUAGAUUAUAUUAUAGCAAGACAUAAUUAUAGUUCAACUUGAAAGAAGCCAAAUAGGAAUUAGCUUUCGGUACUGUAAGCUAAGUUAUGAAAUUAAGUUAAGAUACCUAAUUGCAGUAAUUUAUGAUAGAGGUAAAGUUUAUUUUUAAGGGAACGUUAUGAGAUGUUGGAAGGUUGUAUUUUGUUAGCUGGAUGUGCCUGGACAGUGGGGUUGCGUGAAUUUAUAAACAUAGACUGCGUUAUUGAAGCUGUGAUUCUGUGAAGUUGAUUAUCUACUUAACAGAAUGCUAUGUAAUACUUCUUACUUUACGUAUUGUUAACGUGCAGAAUACGAAAUAUUGUAUUUUUAGAAUUAAAAAACAAUAAUUAACCAGGUAACCUAAAUAAAUCUGGACAUGAAUAUUUCUUUGAAUAAUUUUAUGAAAUAUU